Coccomyxa subellipsoidea C-169 is the source of this 1723-nucleotide messenger RNA. Its product is annotated as DUF1681-domain-containing protein. Gene Ontology annotation, biological process: endocytosis. The transcript is spliced from 9 exons. The record is from RefSeq and is a predicted model, not a curated record. Gene Ontology annotation, cellular component: membrane; clathrin vesicle coat. Lineage: Eukaryota; Viridiplantae; Chlorophyta; Trebouxiophyceae; Coccomyxaceae. The coding region runs from base 1 to 1374 and encodes 457 amino acids.
AUGCUGAAGGGGCAGCUAUCGUCCCUGCACUCUCGUCACUCACAGCAAUUGGCGUCUCUGAAAGCUAAGGUAGCAGAGCAGGAAAAGCAGGCAACAGAGAUGCAAACCCAAUACAAGACCGCCCUGGGAACUAUGCUAAGGAAGGCAUUUGACCCAAAGACAGGCAAGGUCAUUCCUGCAGCGACAAUCACAGACUUGGAGCAGUCACUGGCCAUGAAGGAGCAUGCCGCGGACACUGCACGCUUUAGAGUCCUGCACCUGCGCGCAAAACUGCAGCGAGUGCAGGAUUCCCAACGCGAGAACGGCAUGAAGCGGAGCCUGCAUGUGGUUGACUUUGAGCACCUGAAGAUGGAGAAUGCGAUGCUCAUGAACAAGAUUGAAGUCCGAGGCAAACAGCUGCUGGAGGCGCAGCAACAAUCGCAAGCCGCUGUGCAUGUGCUGGCGCAUGUCAAGCAGAAGCUUCAUCUUGAGGAGAGAAGGCGGGCAGAGCUGGAAGCGACACUAGCAGUCGCACAAGAGAAGCUACGAGAACGAAAGGAACGUGGUCGGCUGCUGAAGAGGCAGAGGGAGAAGAGAAGGCUGCGAAAAAUCAAGAUGCAGGAAGCAGAGCUCUUUGAGGAUCCCACAUUGUUGGCCCAUUUCCAGGAUGUGACCAGUAGCGUUGUCACGAGUGGAGAUGACUGCUGGAUCAGACUUCACGAUGUGACAACAGGUGACAUGUUUGCUGAGUGUCCCAUAAUGAAGGGGAAGCCACUGACCUCGAGUGUGGAGCCGGUGGUUGACAGCUCUAGGUACUUCGUCCUGAGGGUGGUGGACAGAGACUCCGGCCGGCAUGCCUUCAUUGGCUUUGGAUUCAGGGAACGGGCGCAUGCUUCAGAUUUUGCAGCGGCGUUGUCCGAUUACCAGCAGUACCUGAAGCGAUCAGAGGAGGCGGCGGCCAUGCAGCAGGCCUUUGCAGCAGCCGAGUCAGGCGAGCAGGGCCCCGAUCUGCCAACCCUGGACUUCAGCCUCAAACCUGGGGAGACCGUCAGCCUCAAGCUUUCCGCAAAGGGGCCAGCAGCACGAGGUUCGUUUCUGGGCGAGCGAAUGGUGGCUAUGCCUACUGCAGAAGCUAGCCCAUCAGAGAGUGGCGCUGCAAUGCUGCUCGCACCACCCCCAGCUGCCACAGCGCAGCCGCAAGCUGCUGCUCAGACGGUUAGCGGACCUCUGAAUUCACCUUCAAAUAGUGCUGUUGAAGCAGAGCAGAAAAUUACUGCCAAGCCUGACAGUGAAGGGGAUGAAAAAGGUGAUCUAAGCAGAGCUGAUGGGCCGAAUGAGAGAACACCUGCAGAAGAUAGCAGCAUUGAUGAAGAGUUUGGUAGCUUUGUAGGAUGAGCCCCUCAUCAGAGUGUGGUUGCCAUCUGGCCCCUAUUCCGCCUCAGUAGAUAGAGACUUUGCCAGAGGUAGAUCUGGAUUGACUCUGGCUGCCAGUGGUGCACAGCAUUGUAUGAUAGUAUCAUCAGGAAUGGUUCUUCUUUAGCAAUGCGACCAUUGCAAUAGACCCCCGAUAUUGUCUAUUGAGCUGGAAUUACACAAUGCAAACGUUACAAUAAGCAGCCUUUCAUGUCAUGCUUACAUCAAGUUCACCUUGACCAAGUACCCUAAUUAGGGAAUUAUAAUGUACUUGCACAGCCAGCAUGUGCCUGUGCAGCAAUCAAUUCCCAGCUGUAACUACUUAUAAGUA